Andrographis paniculata is the source of this 2087-nucleotide messenger RNA. Its product is annotated as nuclear transport factor 2-like. Gene Ontology annotation, molecular function: mRNA binding. The coding region runs from base 221 to 1654 and encodes 477 amino acids. Gene Ontology annotation, cellular component: ribonucleoprotein complex; cytosol. The transcript has 8 exons. NCBI's taxonomy places the organism in Eukaryota, Viridiplantae, Streptophyta, Magnoliopsida, Lamiales, Acanthaceae. The record is from RefSeq and is a predicted model, not a curated record.
ACAAAGACCCCAACCCCUUACCUCUCUCAGUCUUUCGUCUUCAACACAACGCAAAACUACACUGCAAUUUUAUUCUCGACGCCGACCCGAUUCUCUCACAUCACACGCUCUCUCUCCAAGAUCUCCCCGCCCCGCCUCGCCUCGCCUCGCAUUGCUUGCUGUCUCUCUCCUCUCCCGCUUCCAUCCCUAGCUAACUUCCUGCAAUCAGCUCUCUGUCGGAAUGGCCAUGCCAACUGCGAAUCCUGCUGCAGCUCCCACUCCUCAAGUGGUUGGAAAUGCUUUUGUGGAGCAGUAUUAUCAUAUACUGCAUCACUCUCCUGAGCUGGUAUAUCGGUUUUACCAGGACAAUAGUGUGUUGAGUCGACCAGACUCAAAUGGUCUUAUGACGACUGUGACCACUAUGAAUAGUAUAAAUGAUAUAAUAUGCUCCUUGGACUACAAGAACUACAAGGCAGAGAUAAAGACUGCUGAUGCUCAGGAUUCUUUUAAGGAGGGAGUUAUUGUUCUUGUUACUGGGUGCUUGACUGGAAAGGACAACGUUAGAAGGAAAUUUGCACAGACAUUUUUUCUUGCCCCUCAAGAUAAAGGGUACUAUGUUCUAAACGAUGUUUUCAGGUAUGAGGAGGGAAGUGAACCAACCGCAAGUGCAGGGGCGGCUGUUGAAGUUGAUGACGUACCAUCAAGCACAAUGGCACUAGAUGAAGAGCCUGCUGAGGUGGUUGAUCCUCCCCAACCCGACUUUGCACUUCCUCCUCAAGUGGAGGAAACUGUGAAUGCUGAGAAGGAAAAUAACCAAGUGACAAAUGAUAGGCCAGAAAGUCACCAUAGGGAUAUAGUGGUGGAGGCAGAACCUCAUUUAAGUGAAAACCAACCUCAUGUAAGUGAAAACCAUCCCGCAGCAACAGAAGAAGAAUCAGCCACCACAACAUCUCAGGAGGAUACCCAAAAGAAAUCAUAUGCAUCAAUUCUUAGUUCACAAGCCAAGAAAGGACCCACCAAAAUGUAUGUUCCUACCAGCAUGGCAAGAGUACCUGCUACAAAGACUGUGAAGCAAUCCGUUAAUCCACCUCAGGAGACCUUGGUUUCUGAAACAUCAGUGAACCAACCUCCUGUUAGUGACCCAGAAAUUAAUGAUGCUCAGGAGGAAGCUGAGGGUCACUCCAUAUACAUCCGGAGCUUGCCUCUAAAUGCAACAGUUGCUCAGCUUGAAGCUGUGUUCAAGAAAUUUGGACCUAUUAAGCCAAAUGGGAUCCAAGUUAGAAGUAACAAGCUACAAGGGUUCUGUUUUGGCUUUGUUGAGUUUCAAGAUUUCAGCUCCAUGGAAAAUGCAAUUAAGGCUUCUCCCAUCACAAUUGGGGAUCGUCAAGCCUAUGCGGAGAUAAAGAAAACCACUACUCGAGUCGGGAGUGGGAGAGGUCGAUUUGCCCCUCCACGUGGAGGUUUCCGCAAUGAAAACUUCAGGGGUCGUGGAAACUUCAACAACAACAACAGCCGGACAACAUAUGUGAGAAAUGACAGUUUCAGAGGUCGUGGAAACUUCAGUGGCGGUCGCGGGGAAGGGUAUCAACAAGGAAGGGGUCGGGGCAGUCGUCGCCCCAAUCAAAUGGCGCCGGCUGCGGCUGCGGCUGCUGCUCCUCCUCCUUCGUCGACAUAGUAGAACUAUCAGAUAGAUGAUGCAGUUGAGGUCAUUAUUAUUUUUUUGACAAUUUGGUUUUGGUAAUGGAUGGGGGAAAGUUACUUGUAUUCAGUUCAUCCUUAUAUAUUUUUAUUUCUAUUUCUAUUGUUUAUUGGGUUUGAAAAACAAUGAGCUGAGCUUUUAGAGAGAGAGAGAGAGAGAGAGAGAGAGAGAGAGAGAGAGAGAGAGAGAGAGAGAGCAGUACAAAAGGGUCGAUUCUUUCUAACAUAUUUUUCUGUAAUAUUUUUAGAAGGCAGCUCAGUUCAGCUCAGCGGAAUUUUAUCUGCUCAAUCUUAUUAAUGUCCCGUCUGCUUCUUCAUGGUCGUCUUCUUAUUAUUAUAAUUGCAAAUAUUCUUUAUUUGUUUUGUUGUCAUUUUCUUUGGAGUAUAUAUUUAGGAUAAUUUUCACUAAA